Penicillium salamii is the source of this 2814-nucleotide messenger RNA. NCBI's taxonomy places the organism in Eukaryota, Fungi, Ascomycota, Eurotiomycetes, Eurotiales, Aspergillaceae. The record is from the annotation of a GenBank genome assembly.
AUGGAUUGGCAACCCGAAGAGGAGGCAUUGAGCAAUCUAGCUCGCUUCCUACGCGACUCGCUCGCCGGUGGAAACAAUCCCGCCCGAGCUAAAGCUGAGCAGAUGCUCGCACAGGCGACUUCCUCGCCCGACUACAUCAAUUACAUCACAUACAUAUUCUCUCAUCCUCAAUCUCCCCCAUCGGCAGGGAUUCACGUCAAUGAAUACCCUACCGUUCGCUUUGCCGCUGGCACAAAUAUCAAGACCAAGAUCUCACUCGCUUAUAGCAUGAUAAAUCCUCAGAGUCUUGCCUACGUCAAGACCGCAACUCUGCAUACCUUGCGCGACACCGACCGCAAUGUUUCAAGAACCGCCGGUAGCAUCAUCACUGAGUUGGUCACUCGCGGGGGCUUACUUGCAUGGCCCGAAAUCGUCAACGAGCUCUUGUGCCUCGUCGGCAAUGCCUCUGGAAACGUCCCUAUGCCGGUUCGGGAGUCUGCUAUGGACGCUCUUCUGAAGGUCUGUGAGGAUAACCGUCGGGUCCUGGACAAAGAUUAUUCGGGUCAGCGUCCUCUUGACACCAUUAUUCCCAGUCUUCUCCAGUUUGCCUCUAUUGAGAGCCCCAAAAUUCGGUCCGCUGCUCUUACCACCAUCCACAUCUUUCUCCCCUACGGGCCCCAGGCCUUGAUGUCAUCGCUUGACCAGUUCCUUUCAACAUUAUUCAGUCUAUCCAGCGAUCCAAACCCCAGUGUUCGGCAAAUGGUGUGUCAAUCGUUCUCUCAGCUCGUGGAAUUCGCGCCAGAGAAGUUAGCCCCCCACAUGGAAGGGCUCGUCAGCUACAUCAUCAUGCAGCAGCAAUCCCAGGAUGACCCAGAGCUUGCGCUAGACGCAGCUGAAUUCUGGAUCGGAGCGGGAGAGCAGCAGCGCUUGAAAGACGACUUGGCACCAUACAUGCCUAAGAUCAUCCCGGUCCUCCUGCAGAACAUGAUUUAUGACGAGGAGGAAGUCGCUCGAUUGAUGGAAGAACAGGAUGAUGCCGAAACUGAGGAUCGUGCCGAAGAUCUUCGACCUCAAUUCGCCAAGUCCAAGGGCGAUCGUCUGAACACCUCGCGCCCCGGUGACCAAACAGCCGCCCCCCAGGAGCAACAGCCCGAGGAUGACUCGGAUCUCAGCGAUGGUGAGAUUGAAGACUCAGAAUUCGGAGAUGAUCCUUCCGGCAACUGGACUUUGCGGAAGUGCUCCGCUGCUGCACUUGACGUUUUCUCCAACGUGUACCACCGCCCCGUGUUUGAGAUCCUUCUGCCAUAUCUUAUGGAAACCUUGCGCCACGAUCAGUGGCCUAACCGCGAAGCCGCUGUCCUUACCCUUGGUGCCGUGGCAGAUGGCUGCAUGGAUGCAGUCACUCCCCACCUUCCCCAGCUUGUACCCUAUCUGAUCUCCCUUCUCAGCGACACACAGCCCGUCGUUCGCCAAAUCACAUGUUGGUGUCUGGCUCGUUACUCCGGCUGGGCUGCACACCUCCGCGACCCGGCUGAAAAGGCGCAAUUCUUUGAACCCAUGAUGGAGGGCAUCCUUCACCGCAUGCUCGAUAACAACAAGAAGGUCCAAGAAGCCGCUGCUUCCGCUUUCGCUAGCUUGGAGGAGAAGGCGGAUGAAAAUUUGGUGCCCUACUGCGAACCUAUUCUGCGCCAGUUCGUUGCAUGCUUCGGAAAGUACAAAGACCGCAACAUGUACAUUCUGUAUGAUUGUGUGCAAACACUCGCUGAGUGUGUUAUGAGCGAGUUGGCCAAGCCCCACCUGGUGGAGAUUCUUAUGCCUGCUCUCAUCGGUCGUUACAACUCCGUUACCGAUGAUUCUCGAGAACUAUUCCCCUUGCUAGAAUGCCUUGGAUAUGUGGCAGCUGCUUAUGGCGAUGUCUUUGCCCAAUUCGCCCCUCACCUUUUCUCUCGGUGCCGAACAAUCAUCUACGAUAACCUGAAGGCCUCUGUCCAAUCAGCCAGCAACGCCGCUUUCGAUGAACCGGACAAGGACUUCCUUGUCACCAGCAUCGACCUCUUGAGUGCUAUCAUCCAAGCUAUUGACCCGCAAAAGAGCGGCGAGCUAGUUGCCACCUCAAAACCGCACUUCUUCGAGCUCCUCUGCUACUGUAUGGAGGAUGCCAACUACGAAGUCCGCCAAUCUACCUACGCACUGCUCGGCGAUUGCGCGAUCAGCAUCUUCCCCCAGCUGAAGACUUUCAUCCCCAGCAUUAUCCCAAUCCUGAUCAAGCAGCUUGACCUGGAUCUGAUUCGCGAUGACGAUCGUCAUACUGGUUUCAGUGUUUUGAACAACGCCUGCUGGUCAUUGGGAGAAAUCGCCGUUCACGAGGACUCUUCUCUUGGUCCCUAUGUUGAGCAGUUGUACCAAGGACUGAUCACUAUCAUCAGCAACGAGGAGAUCAUCGACUCAGUGAACGAGAACGCAGCUAUUGCGUUGGGCCGCCUCGGCUUCUGCUGUGCUGAGCAGACUGCUCCUCAUCUCGGCGAAUUCUCGGCUGCCUUCCUGAAGUCAAUGGACAAGGUUGACUUCACUCGGGAGAAGGCCUCGGCCUUCCUUGGCUUCAAUCAAAUCGUCAUGAAGAACCCUCAAGCAAUGGAGUCAAGCUUACUGGAUUACUUCACCGCCAUUUCCUCCUUCCCUGCCCGCUCCUUGGCCCAAGAGGAGUACCGAGACAUCCAGGUCUCGUUCCAGCAGGUCCUCCAGGGAUACAAGGCAUUGAUUCCUAACUUCGGGGAUUUCCUCGGCCAGCUGCCCCCAGCUGUGGCUCAGACUCUGCGCACGGUGUAUCAGAUCUAA